UGCGUCGCUUCCGUCUGGCAACUCUACGCAAAUUGGCAGAACUAUUUCGUUUCGGCCUCACCUGCUUAUUUUUAGAAUUUAACUAAAAUUGUAUAAAAUUCUCGUAUGUUCAAGCAACUAAAUGUUUGAGGUGGAGCUUGCCGUGCAUAUUUUAUACUUAUCGUCGCAGUAAAUCAAAUAAUACACCAACAGCAAAUAUCAGGCACCCAACCCCCAGCAUAAAGAACAACAACCACAACCCAAUAGCCACAGCAAUUUCUGACGCCGAAAAUGGCUGAGGCUAUGGUUGUCGAGGAGCGCCCCGCAGUGCCGAAACGUUUCUUCUGUCACAUGUGCAAUGUGGAGAUCAACAUUCCAAAUGCCGACUACACUUGUCCACUGUGUGCGAAUGGCUUUGUUGAAGAGCUGCCCGCUCGAGAGCUGACCACGUCUGCAUCCACCAGUGGCAGUGGCAGCAGUCUAAGCGGAAGCGGAUCGACCAACGGCUCUUCGAGCAGCACCAGCACUAAUAGCAGUGGUAGCAGUGUUGGUGGUAUUGGUGCUCAUUUAAAUGUCGAGUCGCUGCGCAAUGACAUAGUAUCGUUGCUUAAUAUGCGAAAUGUACCCAAUUUGGAGAUAACCAUCGAACCAAAUCGACGGCACAGUAACGUUGUCCACUUGCCGCUGGGGCCAUCGGGUAGUAGUGCCAGUGCUAGUGGCGGUGGCUCAGUUGGUGGUGGUAGCGCUGGUGGUGCAAGGAGGCCCCACCACUUGGAUCGUUUAGACAAUGUUCUGUUUGACUUCUUGCAGAGCUUGCCCUUGAGUGGAGCUACAGCGGAAAUAGUAACCGGACCUGGCGCAGGUACUGGGAAUUCGCACAUGUUUUUUAUGGGAAAUCCCGGGGACUAUGCGUGGGGACGCGAAGGUCUAGACACCAUUGUCACGCAAAUGCUCAAUCAAAUGGAGACCUCUGGACCGCCGCCGUUAUCCGUACAGCGAAUCAAUGAUAUACCAAAUGUUAAAGUCACCGCCGAGGAAGUGGAACGUAAGAUGCAGUGCUCGAUUUGCUGGGAUGAUUUUAAGCUAGAUGAGACAGUGCGCAAACUGCCUUGCUCGCAUCUAUAUCAUGAAAACUGCAUUGUGCCAUGGCUGAAUCUGCACAGCACCUGUCCCAUUUGCCGAAAAUCUUUGGCCGAGGACGAUCCCAAUGAGGACUAUGUGGAAAUGGAAGACCUAAGCGGGGAAAACGGCGGCGAUACAUUGCACGGCACUUCAAGCUCCAAUUCAAUGGUAACAGCAACCGCAACAGCCCCAAGACACACCAGCUCUUCUAGUCAGACAGCGGCGCAAACGGUUACCCAACAACAACAACAGCAACAACAACAACGUAAUAACGUGUUUACCUUCGAUGACGACAAUAUUUUUCUGGACUAAACAGAUUUCACACUCACGAUACUCGCACACUCCUAAUACAUGCAGAAGCGUCCUAUUUGCGGGCUCCAUUAUCCAAAAUUAUGCCAAGUGUUGAUUCUUUACAAAAGAAGUCAUAAAGGCACACACAAACACACACUCAUACACCGUAGAAACCACAGAUAAAGAUAGGUGAGAUAGAGCGGCAGUAACAAUUUAAUACACCUACACACAUAAAGUCAGGAUUAAUUAUUUAAUCAAUUAAUACAUAAUUUUCCAAGUUACUUUGAACACUUUAACGUUUGUUGCUGUUUGCUAACUUCAAGUUAUGGAAUGAAAGGAGUAGUACGGGCAUACAGUUUUGUAAAAAGAACAACACAAUGGAAGGAGUUUGACGUGAAAAAUAAAAGUGGGGUGCAUCUUUUUGAAAAGUAGCAAACGAAAUUGAGAGUUAUUUAUACAUAUGUAAGCUUCAAUUGUAUUUAUUGUACUAAAAUGUAUGCAUAAUACUUGAAUAUACAUAUGCCUAUUAUAUAAAUUCAAAUUAUUGUAAUAGCUAUAAGGUUAAACAUUAUAGCGCUUACAAUUCAUAUGCUGUAUUUAAUGCAUAAUACAAAAGUAAUCAGAAUUUCAAACUGCAUAGUAAUGUAAAACAAAAGUGAGCUAAUUUGUAAGGCACACAGAGUCUGUGAAAUCGAGCAAACACAAAAAUUCUUGAAUAAAACAGUGUAAAAUUGCCAAA
Messenger RNA from Scaptodrosophila lebanonensis, 2131 nucleotides. RefSeq names its product E3 ubiquitin-protein ligase Iruka (gene Iru). Lineage: Eukaryota; Metazoa; Arthropoda; Insecta; Diptera; Drosophilidae. The record is from RefSeq and is a predicted model, not a curated record. The transcript has 2 exons. Bases 271 to 1413 code for a protein of 380 amino acids. Gene Ontology annotation, molecular function: ubiquitin protein ligase activity.